Messenger RNA from Anopheles funestus (African malaria mosquito), 2310 nucleotides. RefSeq names its product serine protease Hayan-like. Gene Ontology annotation, biological process: proteolysis. The coding region runs from base 959 to 2095 and encodes 378 amino acids. The record is from RefSeq and is a predicted model, not a curated record. The transcript has 3 exons. Gene Ontology annotation, molecular function: serine-type endopeptidase activity. NCBI's taxonomy places the organism in Eukaryota, Metazoa, Arthropoda, Insecta, Diptera, Culicidae.
CAACCGCACACCAACCGUCAAACGAGUCGGAGUCGAUCCGGCUAUGGAGCAGCUUGUACGUGUGUGUGUGUGUGCCUGCCAGAUGAACUAACCGGUUCGACGACAGUCCAAGGUCCUCGCUUCUCACUAUCUCUCUCCCCCUGUUCCACUGGGAUUGCGGAUGCGGAGGAUUCGUUGGUUUGCUAAUUCGGAAAUUGUUUAACAGUAACAGCAGAAGGAAAAGAACAAAAAUAAUCUCGCACAACAUUAUACCGGUACCAUACGUUAUAUGUUUGUAUGCGUAUGGGUGUACGGAAGCGCACCAUAAUGCACGACCUUUAGACAUUAGCAGACGGCUGGCUACCAUAGACGACUCUUCCGCUGCAAGGAAGAAUCAAUGCAACGUGGCCUGCGCAUCUUCCUAUCCGACCAUUUCCAAAUACCCCCGGGGGGGGGAUUUAGUGCUUGGAUCAUGAAUCCCAAAAUAAACAAUCCGGUUUUUUUUUCGGAUGUACCGAUAGCAAAACCGGAAUGCUUCGAAAACUGAGCCAAAACCUGCUUUUUUCCGUGUAGUACACAUGAUCCGCGAGUGUGAAGGAGAACGAAGCGUAUCGUGCUGAAGUUGGUUACCGGUUACGUGCGAAUGCUAAGCGGAUGAUAACGAUCGCUUAUCGCGUGCACUGCUCUAGCAAGUAGCUGAUCGUCGUAGCGUCCUGCACGGAACGAAUACCAACCAAUGCCGGCAGCUACCGUUUAGCACUGUGGCACUGUGUUUGGUGCAAUCGCGAAGAAUGUGCUAAUGAGCGCUAUUCUGGAUUACCGCGGUAGUGGUGCGCACGAUGGUUGCGUGUGUUCGGGAUCCGUCGCUGAUCGUGUCAGCUUACGAGCUGGCUAGGAUGCUGGUAGCGAUCCACACGGAAACCGCACUUCGUUCGAACAAGCAGAUAAAGUACAGAGCAAAGAUUUAGCAAAGAACAUAAUGCGGCGACGACGGCACUCUCGAACUGUGCCUAGUUUACCAGUGUUGUGGACUUGCUACCGUCACGGUGCGGGUCAACCGUUGCUUCUUCACACCGUCAUCCUUCUGGUGUUUAUCCUGCUUGGUGCCGUGACUGGGAGUACGGGUGAUUUUAACUUCCCAUCCGAAUCCGAUAGCCUCUACGAGGGUGACAAAUGCAAUCUGCCGGGUUCGCGGACAGGUACGUGCCGGAAGGCGGCGUUAUGCCCGCAGGGAAUACGCUCCAAUGGUGCCCGGUGCGAGUUCGCCGGCAAUGAUCCGGUGGUUUGCUGUCCAUCCGAUACCACCGAAGGUACCAGCAACCGCAUCACGACCCGGAUCGCCAAACAGGAGUGCGAACGCUUACAGAGUGGUUCGGCGGACCUUUCCGAUCAUUUGUCCGGGCGGCGGCUGGAAGCAAGCCUGGGCGAGUUCCCCUUUAUGGCGCUGAUAAUAUUUAACGGUGAAGAGCAUGAAACAACCAGGUGCGGUGCGUCACUGAUCUCGAAACGGUUCCUGCUAACGGCGGCCCACUGCUUCCGGGACGCAUCGCCCGCUAAGGUGCAGCUCGCGAUCGUCAAUCUGAACGACAAGGAGAAGGACGAGUAUACCGUCCGGCAGCUGCACACGCACGAGGGUUACCGAUCGCGGCAAAACGAUAUAGCACUGCUGGAGCUGGAGGAGGACGUCGUCUACCAGCGGGACGUUGGCCCGAUCUGUCUCAAUACGGAUAUAAACGAUAUUGGACCGACGGUCAAUCUUACCGUGAUGGGCUGGGGCACCGAUGGCGACGGUCAGAGCACCAGUAAGCUUUGGAAGGCAACGGUAAACGAGGUUUCGCUCGACAAGUGCCAGGAGAUGUUCCGUUCAGCGAAGCUGUCCAAAACUAUCAACGAGGAUCAGCUGUGUGCGCUAGGCGAGAAAUGGAAUGAUGAGUUCACGGACGCCUGUGGGGGCGAUUCCGGUGGACCACUGAUUAUGCGAGUGCGGCAAAAGUUCUAUCUCGUCGGUGUUGUGUCGACCGGUGCACCGUGUGGUUCUCCGAUACCUGGCGUCUACACACGCGUCACCCGCUACCUGGACUGGAUCGAGCAGCGCGUUUGGGGCAACCAGAGCUGAGUGAGGUGUCAGACGUACCGCGGGGGCACGCUGAAACGUUCACCGAAGUGAGCUACAGGACCUAACACCAACCAUACAGAUAGCGUAAUGUAAUGUAAGGCAGCGAAUGCAUCUACGAAUUGAUGUAUCGUAAAUGUAAAAGCAAUUUUGAGAUCACAACUCGGAUACAGAAGUUGAGAACAAUAAUGAGUUACGAAACGUUAGGCGUUAGCGUA